AUGGUGGAAUACGGCGGGUUCAGUAAAUGCAAGUAUUUCACAGGUAGUAUACUGAAAUAUAGGAUAUCGACCUCCACCGUCCUCAAGUGCCCUCCACCGUCCUCAUGCGCCCUCCACCGUCCUCAUUCGACCCCCACUCUCCUCAUUCGACCUCCACCGUCCUCAUGCGACCUCCACCGUCCUCAAGCGCCCUCCACCGUCCUCAUGCGCCCUCCACCGUCCUCAUUCGACCUCCACCGUCCUCAUGCGCCCUCCACCGUCCUCAUGCGCCCUCCACCGUCCUCAUGCGCCCUCCACCGUCCUCAUGCGCCCUCCACCGUCCUCAUUCGACCUCCACCGUCCUCAUGCGACCUCCACCGUCCUCAUGCGCCCUCCACCGUCCUCAUGCGCCCUCCACCGUCCUCAUUCGACCUCCACCGUCCUCAUGCGCCCUCCACCGUCCUCAUGCGCCCUCCACCGUCCUCAUGCGCCCUCCACCGUCCUCAUGCGCCCUCCACCGUCCUCAUGCGCCCUCCACCGUCCUCAUGCGCCCUCCACCGUCCUCAUGCGCCCUCCACCGUCCUCAUGCGCCCUCCACCGUCCUCAUGCGCCCUCCACCGUCCUCAUUCGACCCCCACCGUCCUCAUUCGACCUCCACCGUCCUCAUUCGACCUCCACCGUCCUCAAGCGCCCUCCACCGUCCUCAUGCGCCCUCCACCGUCCUCAUUCGACCUCCACCGUCCUCAUUCGACCUCCACCGUCCUCAUGCGCCCUCCACCGUCCUCAUGCGCCCUCCACCGUCCUCAUUCGACCUCCACCGUCCUCAUUCGACCUCCACCGUCCUCAUGCGCCCUCCACCGUCCUCAUUCGACCUCCACCGUCCUCAUGCGCCCUCCACCGUCCUCAUGCGCCCUCAACCGUCCUCAUGCGCCCUCAACCGUCCUCAUUCGACCCCCAACGCCCUGGUUCGACCCCAACCGCCGGGCCUCAAAACCUUCUCAUACAAACAUUACAUUCUUGCGAUCAUUGUGA
Messenger RNA from Procambarus clarkii (red swamp crayfish), 1011 nucleotides. RefSeq lists its product as uncharacterized. NCBI's taxonomy places the organism in Eukaryota, Metazoa, Arthropoda, Malacostraca, Decapoda, Cambaridae. The record is from RefSeq and is a predicted model, not a curated record.